AUGAGCGCCGCGGCCGCUCAGCACGACCCGGCGCACGCCAACGAGCCCCCGCGCGCAAAGAGGAGACCUCGGGUCGCUGUGGCCUGCAAGCGCUGCAAGCACCGCAAGCAAAAGUGCAACGGCCAGACGCCAUGCAGCAAUUGCCUCGACUUUGGCCUUGGUGAGGCCUGCGAAUAUCCUCCAGCCAGGGCUAGGCCUGUCGUCACCACGCCCCAGCUUCAGUCCCAACAGCUGCAGCCGGAUCAGUCCCAUCAGCAACAGAACUUCCUCCCGCCGCCGCCGCCAAUUCCAAACACCUUCCAGCAAUGGGACAAGGCUCCCCUCAGACCGGACCAGCAGGUCUACAGCCAGUCGCAACUCCCCACGCCCCCUGAUGCCGCCACCCUGGCCCGGCAGUCGAUCGGGACUCGGGUCGCCGCCCUGGAGACUGUCCUUCAGAGCGAGCCCAUGGCCGCCCCAUCCCCAAAGGCCGCCGAGGCCAGCCAGAUUGUCGCCGCCUUCUCGCCGUCCGCGCUACCAAAUUCGUCCUCCUCGGAUCACCACAAGACGCUCUACUCGCCAGCAGUAUCCUCGUCCUCCUCAACAAGGUCGCCGUCGCACGGGGUCGCGCUCAAGUCCGUCAAGGAUAUCAUCUCCGAGCUCAGGCACGCGUCCUCGCGGGAGCCGCCGCCCUCGUGUCGCAUGGCCUCCAUGAACCAGAUGAUUGAUGCCGUGAAGCAGGCGCGCUCUUUUGACAUCACGACGUACAGCCGCCACAAGUGGGAGCACCUCAGCCUGCCACCCCUGCGCGGGGCGCCGUCGCCCCCGUCCGACGAGUCCACGGCAUGGCCGCCUUUCGAGAUCGCCAGUCAGCUCCUGCAAGCGUAUAUCAGCCAUGUCGCCCCUCUGCACCCCAUCAUGCACACCCCGUUCUUGCAGUUGCUGCAUAAGCAGCGCAGCCAGCUGAACGAUGUUGUCCUGACGAGUAUCCUCCACCUCAUCUACGCCAUCGGCAGCACAUAUCUCAAACAGACAGGCAACAUCCAUGCUCGCGGCUUCGACGCCGAGAUGCACGUCGACGCGGCGAUGCAGCACCUCGAGGAUGUCCUCAUCCCGCAGAACAUCCGCUCGGUCCAGUUCCUGCUGUUCCUGACGAUAUACAGCCUGCGCCGGCACCAGGUCAGCAACGCCUGGACAUAUGCGGACCUUGCGAUGCGGCGCUGCGAAGAGCUCGGCUUGAACCGCCGCGCUGACCCCACGACGAACCAGAUCAGCCCGCUCAACCUGGAGAUGCGCAAGAGGGUGUUCUGGACGGGGUACUCGCUUGAUCGGCACAUCUCGGGUGUGCUCGGCAAGAACCCGGCUAUCGCGGAUACCGUUAUUGAUAUCGAGCUUCCCCUGGACAUUGAAGAGAAUAUCGAGAGCAACAUGACGAUCGAGGCUGCGCAGCGCGAUGCCCUUGUCAAUGCGCCGGACAUGAUGAAUGCCAAGCCCACGUCGCUCACCAACUUCAUCCACGUAUGCCGGCUGCGCAUCAUGGAGUCCCAGAUCCGUGGAUCCAUGGCCAGCGAGACUAGCAUGCCGUGGACUUGA
This is a messenger RNA of Microdochium trichocladiopsis, 1572 nucleotides long. RefSeq names its product fungal-specific transcription factor domain-containing protein. Gene Ontology annotation, biological process: positive regulation of transcription by RNA polymerase II; DNA-templated transcription. Gene Ontology annotation, molecular function: zinc ion binding; DNA-binding transcription factor activity, RNA polymerase II-specific; sequence-specific DNA binding. The record is from RefSeq and is a predicted model, not a curated record. Bases 1 to 1572 code for a protein of 523 amino acids. The transcript has 4 exons. NCBI's taxonomy places the organism in Eukaryota, Fungi, Ascomycota, Sordariomycetes, Xylariales, Microdochiaceae.